This is a messenger RNA of Parastagonospora nodorum SN15, 636 nucleotides long. RefSeq lists its product as hypothetical. The transcript has a single exon. Bases 1 to 636 code for a protein of 211 amino acids. Gene Ontology annotation, molecular function: sulfate transmembrane transporter activity; antiporter activity; succinate transmembrane transporter activity. Gene Ontology annotation, biological process: oxaloacetate transport; thiosulfate transport; malate transmembrane transport. Lineage: Eukaryota; Fungi; Ascomycota; Dothideomycetes; Pleosporales; Phaeosphaeriaceae. The record is from RefSeq and is a predicted model, not a curated record. Gene Ontology annotation, cellular component: mitochondrial membrane.
AUGACCCGAUUCGGUGUAUACGAAGCUCUCAAAGCGCGUGUGACUACAACGGAAAAGAAGCCCUCGUUCCUCACACUUGUCGGUAUGGCAUCGAUAUCAGGUCUUCUCGGUGGCAUUGCUGGCAACCCUGGAGACAUCCUGAACGUACGAAUGCAAAACGAUGCUGCUCUACCACGGGAACAACGGCGAAACUACAAGAACGCAGUAGACGGUGUGUUGCGCAUGGCGCGCGAAGAAGGCGUGGGCAGUUUGUGGAAAGGCGUAUGGCCCAACUCGUCAAGAGCCGUGUUAAUGACCGUCGGACAAUUGGCAACAUAUGAUGGAUUCAAACGGACGUUGUUGGAAUACACACCACUGAAAGAUGGCCUAUCGACACACUUCACUGCCUCCUUCUUGGCCGGCUUCGUUGCAACAACAAUCUGCUCGCCAGUGGAUGUUAUCAAGACACGCGUAAUGAGUUCGAAUGCACACCAGAGCAUUGUCAGUCUGGUCACAGAAAUUACUAAGCAAGAAGGCAUUCGCUGGAUGUUCAAGGGCUGGGUGCCGAGCUUUAUCCGCGUGGGCCCACACACGAUCCUUACAUUCCUCUUCCUCGAGCAACACAAAAAGAUGUAUAGAGAACUCAAGGACUUAUAG